Anopheles darlingi is the source of this 2719-nucleotide messenger RNA. It is a transcript of the gene Arl5, whose product is annotated as ADP-ribosylation factor-like protein 5B. Gene Ontology annotation, cellular component: cytoplasm; trans-Golgi network. The transcript is spliced from 6 exons. Gene Ontology annotation, molecular function: GTPase activity; GTP binding. Bases 1067 to 1606 code for a protein of 179 amino acids. The record is from RefSeq and is a predicted model, not a curated record. NCBI's taxonomy places the organism in Eukaryota, Metazoa, Arthropoda, Insecta, Diptera, Culicidae. Gene Ontology annotation, biological process: intracellular protein transport; protein localization to Golgi membrane; vesicle-mediated transport.
GCGAGGCAAAAAGAAAAGAAAAAAGGCGAAACGAAAGCAAAAAAGUGUACGCGUAUGGAACAGGGCCGAGUGGUAUAUUGCGAUAAUCGACUAUUAUUCUACUAUUUCGCUGGCCAGCAAAACCGGGACAGUGUAGCGAGUAUUUUCCGAACAAACUCCCACCGUUUGCGGAACGUGUACCCGUGUGUUGUGGCGAAGCGGACAGGUGUUGUUUAGCAGAAAACUCUGCUCCUUUUUUCGCUCUGGUCCUCGGUUAUCACGGUGAUAAUCGUCGUCUUCGUCCUCGUCGUAAAAGUUGCCCGUGUGGUUCGGUAACCCGUGUGGCAACAAGGUGGUGGUGAGGCUGGUUAUCCGCGGGGGUCACGGGUGCUCGUUGCCAACCUGUCCACCUGGAGCAGCUGUGCAAAGGUUGCUGAACGACCGUGAAUGCUCGUGAAGGACUAUCACGACGGCCACCUACCUCUAGGAAAUAUUGGCGACGAGCAUUUUGCCUUCGUUCCCUCCUGCCCCAGACCAAACACAACUCGUAUGCCUACUCGUUCACCGCGGAUCGAGUGCGUAAGCGCGCGAGUAAACAACAAUUAGAGUGAAAACGGCCCCCGGAGAAAGAAAGCCAAAGUCGAUCGGCCAGCAACAACACAACAAAAUACACUUUCGCUUCGCUGGCGACGGCCGGGAUUCGCAUCGGCAACGGCGGACAAUCCAAGGUGGCGGUGAAAAGCGAAAAGGAAAGCUCGGUUCCCUCGUUUUGCGUGUGUCGCUUGUCGAGCUCAGGCUGUUGCAGUAGUGUGUGGAUUUGAAUGAAGAAAAAGUGCAACAACCAAGUGUGCUAAUUGGCGGGGACGUCCGCCUAGUGAUAGAGGAAUGGCGUUGUAGACACCUAGUCCGUGAGUGAGGGAGUGGUGAUUCCUUCGCGUGCACCUGAAACCGGAGAAGGAGAUCCUCAAGGAGGACACAUUCUUGUUUACACAACUGUCACCAUCAUCCCAGCGGCGGAAUCUUUUCGGCGGUAAUACAAAGAACAAAACACGGAAGCUGCAUCUCCUGUGCGACCAACGACGCCGUCAUGGGGCUGCUGUUCGCCAAAAUAUGGAGCCUUUUCGGCAACGAAGAACACAAACUAGUCAUGGUGGGACUGGAUAACGCUGGCAAAACGACCAUCCUCUAUCAGUUCCUGAUGAAUGAAGUCGUCCACACGAGCCCAACGAUCGGAUCGAACGUGGAAGAGAUCGUGUGGAAAAACAUACACUUUCUGGUGUGGGAUCUGGGUGGACAGCAAAGUUUACGGGCGGCAUGGAGCACCUACUACACGAACACGGAGUUCAUCAUCAUGGUAAUAGACUCGACGGAUCGGGAGCGGUUAGCGGUGACACGUGAAGAGUUGUAUAAAAUGCUGCAGCAUGAAGACUUAACCAAGGCCAGCUUACUGGUUUACGCCAACAAGCAGGAUCUAAAAGACUCGAUGAGUGCAGCUGAAAUUUCCAAACAACUAGACCUCACCUCAAUCAAAAAGCACCAAUGGCACAUACAGUCCUGCUGUGCGCUAACGGGCGAAGGGCUCUAUCAAGGACUGGAAUGGAUAGCACAGCGAAUUAAGAAGAAAUGACACCGACCAGAGUAAAGCUGCUGCUGACGAUGCAUCUCGGGCAUCCGGUUUCCCUUUAGCGUCUCCUCUAGCAAGGCACUGGUUCUGGUACUGGAUUCCGUUCCGUUCCAGAACCUCGCGCCAUAUCGCCAUCGGGUGCGCUACGAAUUGUAAAUGUUAAUCAGGCAUAGCAGGAUCAAGGCGAGAGAACCGUUCAGAAUCGUUGCAAAAUGUAAGCACACUACACAUACAUACACACUACUCAAUCGUUACUCAACUCAUCUCGCAAUGAUCGCGCGAGGCUGAUAGCGACGUGUUGUCCUACUGAAAACGGUGAACCAAUAUGGAUCAGUCAAACCCAGAAGAGACAGAAGAGGAGGAGGAGCAUAAGGUGUUGUCCGUUUCAUCGAAAUCAAUUUCUUAGCUAUUAAGAGCAGUCAACCUUCUGUUUCCCAUCGUUUGCCUAGGCUUUUCCAAUGACGAGAGUCUCGGUAGGAUCGCUUGUGUGUCUGUGAAUGCGAAAUGCAUAUAACCGAUGUGGGCAGCACCGGAGAAAACAUGAUUGUGGUAAGCUAGCAUUACAGAACAACGAUUAAUGAUAACGGUUAUACUACUGCCACACUCAGUGGCCAGUAGAUUGAUGGAGCAGAGUCGAACUAGUGGGGGUCCGUAAGUCUUCUUGAGCAUUUUAAUGUAAAAACAAGUGUAUGUUUUACUGCACCUCCUCUCCAAGGAAGUAAAAAUCAGGCAUUACUGCUCUGCAUGUGGAAACCGCUCUAGUAUGGUAGUAUUUUCUUAGUUUUAACUCUUCAUUUACUAAUUACGUAGAUAAUGAGAAAGUGUGUGCGUGUGUGCGUGCGCGCGCGUGCACUCGAGAGAAUUGUAAAUUGUGUGUACAAGUGGGCACCGAGUGUAGAAUCGUGAGAAGGAAUAUAUAAGUAGCUUGUUGACUGUUGACUGACGCGUCAGGUGGAGAUGGUCUAGGGAGGACAUAACCAAUGUAAAGAUUUGUGCAGACGAGGGCUCGCAAACCAGCACCACCACCAACACUGUUGAGCGCAGAUAAGGUAGGUGAGGCGUUAAGAUGAAGGUAUACUUACAAUGUUAGUUAAAUAAAACUGUAACAAAAGCAAA